This is a messenger RNA of Laccaria bicolor S238N-H82, 1305 nucleotides long. RefSeq lists its product as uncharacterized. The record is from RefSeq and is a predicted model, not a curated record. Gene Ontology annotation, molecular function: oxidoreductase activity. The coding region runs from base 1 to 1305 and encodes 434 amino acids. The transcript has 11 exons. Lineage: Eukaryota; Fungi; Basidiomycota; Agaricomycetes; Agaricales; Hydnangiaceae.
AUGGUUGAGUUCCACAACCUCACUCCCCCUGGGUUUAUAAUCGACCUCCUUCACUUUUUGAAAAAUCUUAGACACCAUGCACGCUACCCCACCGUCAUCGAGGGCACAAUCAUCGGUGUUCUCGGGUAUCUCGCCCUGACCCGUCUCUUGCGCUGGCGAAGAUACAACGCCAUCCACCGGGAAUACAUGAAGAAAUAUCAAGAUGGAACGCUCACCCCGGAAGAGGCCCAACGCAUUAUUCUGGUAUCGACUAGCUAUGACAUGCCAUUGCUGCUGAACUAUUCGCUGGCAUUCGCCUUGUUCAAGACCUAUGCGAUUGUGAGGACGACUUUUUCACUCCAUUUGCGGGCGCUGACGAUGGCGUCACUGUCAGCCAUCGAUAUCAAGUUGUUGUCCGUGACUGGUGAAUUCAAGUCGGCAGAGACGGUUUCGAUUGAACGUUAUACGGAUACUGAGAUUCUGAUUGCUACCUGGGUGGCCUGCCCGAUUUCUGGCUUUCUGGACCCCAAUUUCAAGUCGUCAGAGAAUGGACCGCCCGCAGACGACCCGAGGGCUAUGAUUGCUCUUGCGAGAGUCAACUGGAUACACUCCCGGUACAGAAUUCGAUGGGCAGAGCGUUAUGGAUGGCGGAAGCUCUCCCCAAUGGAGUGUGAGGCGUUUUACGUCUUCUGGGCUGAAAUAGGGAGACGGAUGAAUAUGCGAGAUAUCCCCGAGUCUCGCGAAGAAAUGAUAGAAUGGAGUCGGGACUACGAGGUGAAGAAUAUGAUUCCAGCUGAGACUAAUAAAGAGGUCGCAGAGUAUACCAUGGCGGAGCUUCUCUCCGCUGUUCCGACACGUUUCGGCCUCCGGAGUUUCGCUGUCACAAGGGUGGCGCUUUGUUUGCUUGAAGAUAGGGUGAGGGUUGGGAUGAUGCAACCUGCUCAGCCAUGGAUAUACCCCUCUUUUCCAGUUAAGAUUGAUCUACCCAAGCCAACCGGGGAGAGGUGUCCAAAGCUGCAUCCAAACAAAUGGCAAUAUCGUCCUUGGUACAGACCCGAGAGCACCGGUUUGGGUUACCUCCAAAAUAAGUUUCUGGUGGCCAUUGGCUGGUAUAGCGAGAUGCCAGGGCCUCACUUGAAGAGCUCAGGCUAUCGUUUAGAGGAAAUGGGCCCUUUCAAAUUUGAAGAUUCUGCGCAUGAGGAAGUCAUGCAGAAGGCUGCUGAGCUUCAGGGUUGCCCCGUCGCUGGGCGGAAGGACGUCGUGGUGAUGAGCCUCCCCCUUGAGCAUCAGCGACAUUGUCGUUUCCUGUGGACAACAGUGGAUUAA